UUUGAGCGUGUGUAAAACAUCGACCCCAAAAGUAUACGAAACUGUUCACAAGGAAGAAAGUCAAUUUCAACAGCUGAUAGAGACGGAAGUGUGGAACAGCCCAACAUGAGUGUGCAGAAGAAGCUACAGCUUACUUUGGCGAUCUUGAAACCUGAUGUUGUCGGCCAUCCACAUAUCGUCGAGAGUAUAAGAAGACUUAUCCUGGAAAAUGGCCUCUACAUCCUCAACUCCAAAAUGGUGCGCCUCUCUCCCAGUCGAGCAGAGGAAUUUUACGCAGAACAUAGAGGGAAGUUUUUCCAAAACAGGCUUGUGUGCUUCAUGAGCAGCGGGCCGGCGUGGAGUCACAUCCUCUGCGGGGACGAGGCCAUCACUCGCUGGCGGGGUCUCCUGGGGCCCACCAAAGUCCUCAAGACUGUGUUUGAGGAACCACAGAGUAUUCGAGGCCGCUUCGGUUUGACCGACACCCGCAACUGUGCUCAUGGCUCAGACUCGCCAGAGACGGCCAAGAGAGAAAUUGAGUUUUUCUUCCCAGAAUUCAACGUUGACUCGUGGUAUAGAGAAGAGCAUCACUUGUUCCAGCAAGAUCUGGUGAGGUUCGACCCCGACACCUUCCGGCAUCAAGUACAGUCAGAGGUCCCUGCGGAGAAAAGUUCCUUGUUGUGACA
Aplysia californica (California sea hare) is the source of this 665-nucleotide messenger RNA. RefSeq names its product nucleoside diphosphate kinase 6. The transcript has 7 exons. The record is from RefSeq and is a predicted model, not a curated record. Gene Ontology annotation, molecular function: nucleoside diphosphate kinase activity. The coding region runs from base 106 to 663 and encodes 185 amino acids. NCBI's taxonomy places the organism in Eukaryota, Metazoa, Mollusca, Gastropoda, Aplysiida, Aplysiidae. Gene Ontology annotation, biological process: GTP biosynthetic process; CTP biosynthetic process; UTP biosynthetic process.